Molecule: messenger RNA, 848 nt
Organism: Psammomys obesus (fat sand rat)
Lineage: Eukaryota; Metazoa; Chordata; Mammalia; Rodentia; Muridae
Gene: Crb3
Product: crumbs cell polarity complex component 3
Exons: 5
Coding region: 286-624 (112 amino acids)
Source: RefSeq, a predicted model, not a curated record
GGUUUUGGUUUUGUGUUAGGCAGGUCUCUCUAGCCCCGGAAGUCACUGUGUGGGCCGGCCUGCUCUGGAACUCACAGAGCUGCACCUGCUUCCGCGGGAUCUGAGGCGUAUUCCACUACAGCGGCUGUCGCAGGGCUUUGUACACACUCAGGCAUUUCAGCCCCGAACCCCAGCUUCCGCUCUACGGUCCCGGGGCACAGGUGCCCUGCUCCACCCAAGAUGCGGUAGGAAUCGGCGUCCCGGGGAAGGCCUGUCUUUGGCGCCACCAACUCGUCGCCCAAGCUCAUGGCGACCCUAGGCCCGGGGGGCCUGCCGGUGCUGCCCGCCGCCUGGAGCCCAGCAACACUGUACUCUUUCACAAAUGGCACGACUCAGACCCCGGACUCCAGUUCCGGUGGGGGCCUGUCUCCAGAGGCCACUGUGGCCAUCAUCGUGGUCUUUUCCAUCCUGGGGGCCCUCAUCAUAGUGGUGGGGCUAUUCCUGCUGGUGCGGAAACUCCGAGAGAAGCGGCAGACAGAGGGCACCUACCGGCCCAGCAGUGAGGAGCAGUUCUCCCACGCAGCAGCUGAGGCCCGGGCCCCCCAGGACUCCAAGGAGCCAGUGAGGGGCUGCCUGCCCAUCUAGCUCCUCCCUUCUUCCCUGUCAUCCAUCUCCCCUUACUUGCUGUGUGACCUUUGGGGAAGGCAGCACCUCUCUGGGCAAUCAGACUCACCCAGUGCUUAAGAAUAGAAGGAAAGAGAGUUCUUCAAAGAUCUUGACUUUGAGGCCAAGGGAGGAUGGGGGCUGCUCGCUUUUUAUAUAUUUAUAUGAAAUUGAUAGUAAGGUACAAUAAAGGUGUUUUUUUUUUU